CUCUCUCUCUCUCUCUCUCUCUCUCUAUUUUCUCUCUAUUCUCUUUUAUACGAUGUACUCUUAUCUUUAAUUCUAUAUAUACAUAUGUUAUGAACAAUAGGCAACUUCAUCAUACUCGAUCUUCCUCUGAAUUGAUAUAUUUAAAUAUCUGUGAAAUAGUCGUGCGACGACCCUAGCGUUUGUAAGAUUUGAAUAGAGAUUAAUUUUUGUAAUUUUAUUCUGUAUGCGCUUUGCUUUUGUCUAUGUAUGGGAGAUUUAUCAAUGAACACAUUGAACGGUCAUCGAAGAAGAAAAAAAAUGCUUUGUUUAAAUACGAACAUUGGCUUUUUUCAUUGGCUAUACAAAAUUUAAAUGAUAUCGAAUAAUAUCCUAAUUCAAUGAUUUCGUGAUUAUUAAACGAAGUAUAUUAUGCGGUAGAAUGAUUUACAAUUAAUAAUGAUGUCAUAUAAUAAUAGGUGUGUCUGAACGGUUUGAAGGUUAUGUACAUUGAUGAGAGAUUUUAAACGCAUUACGAGUUGAUAUAUGAUACGUUGGGAUACUUCCUUUUAUAUUUAAAUAUCGGUAUGAAGAUUUAUUUUUUUAUGUCAAGUUAUAAUUAUCGCGAGUGAUAAGAUGUUGAAGACUACGAUUUUUUGAGAUUGAUGAUAAGGCAAUCAACAUAUAUUUAUAUCAACAUUUAUUGUUAAAAUCAACAUGGUUCUUAUGUUUGUGUGUAUAUAUAUAUAGAGAUAACAUUAGACUUUUCCAAUGGAUAAAAUUCUGCAAAUGGUUGCAGAAUAAAUUUGAAACUGGUAUAAUGAAUCAACUAAAGAAAUAUAGAUCUGUUUAUUAAAUUUUAUCUUUUAAUAAUUUCAAAAAUGCAGCAGUGCUGUGUAAGCCACCAAGUUCAAUUAUGGCUUUUACUAUUACUUCUUUGUGUCGCAUAUUGUGGUGCCGACAUUUUAGUGUUCUCAGCAGGUACCAGAUAUCAAGUAGAUGAUGAAUUUAGAGAUAUGCCAGCAAGAUUUGGUGGCUUUAUACCAUCUGAAGGGAUUAAGGGCAUGGUUGUUUAUGCUCAACCUCCUACUGCUUGUCAUGAAAUACAAGGCCCUCCAAAUGAUACGAGUUACGAAGGGAAUUGGAUAGUUUUAAUUGCUCGGUAUGAGUGUAAGUUUGAAAUUAAAGUACGAAUGGCACAAAAGGCUGGUUAUGAUGCUGCCAUUAUACAUAAUGUGAACAGCAAUGAGUUAGAGCCAAUGUCAGCCGAAGAUCCAAUAGGAAUACAAAUACCAUCUGUUUUUGUUAGUGAACUUACAGGAUUAAUUAUCAAAGAAAAUUACUUGUAUGAUCAAUUAUAUUUUGUAUUGAUUAACGAUGAUUUACCAUUUAAUAUUAAUACACAUUUGCUUUUGCCAUUUGCAAUUGUUGUUGGAAUAUGUUUUUUAGUCAUGGUUAUUUUUAUGAUUGUCAGAUGUAUUAAAGACAGAAGAAGGCAACUCAGACAUAGAUUACCAAAUUCAAGUUUAAACAAAAUUCCAACUCAUAAAUACACGAAAGGUGAUCCUUAUGAAACAUGUGCUAUUUGUCUAGAUGAUUAUACAGAAGGGGAAAAAUUAAGAGUGUUGCCUUGUGCCCAUGCUUACCAUAGCAAAUGUAUUGAUCCUUGGUUGACAAAAAAUCGUAGAGUAUGUCCCGUCUGUAAACGAAAGGUUUUUGCAGCAGACGAGCAAGUUGUUACAGAUGAAAGUGAUUCGGAUGCUGAUGACUCAACCCCUUUGAUACGAGAUGGCUAUCAAGGAACUCAAGGGGGAACAUUUAUACGUCAGAGAGAAAAUCCUUUUAAUAGAUCUAGGAGAACACAACAUAGGCAGGAUACGAAUAAUUCUAGUAGUGGUUCAGAUUCUGAGUCAUCUUCAACAUCAUCUGAUGAUGAUGGUAGUAUAAGUACUGGGGAGCCUUCUGGUGGAAUAGUUUUCAUGGUUUCUGACUCACAUAGCAUUAAUGGCGAGUUGCAAGAUUUAGAACGAUCUGUAAGCAGUACAAGACCACAUACAGUUAACUUAUAUACGGAGACGCAAGAAUUUCCUGUUCCUGUGGUACAAAUCACACCAGCCCGAAAUACAAGGGUUUUAGUAAAUUCAGCAACUUUAAAUCCUGAUCAUCUUGCCAUAGCUGCAGACAAUAGAAGUGCAAGUACAACUUCUAUUGAUUUUGAAAAAAAUGAUGUUGCAGCAUAAUAAUAAUUAAUUGGAAAAUUAGAUCCACCAUCUUUGGUCAUGUUAAACAUCAUUAACAUGAGAUAGCAAGUUUGCUACAGGAUAUGGAAAAUAAUAAUUUGCUAAAGAUAUUUUUUGACAUGUUAUUUUACCUCAAGGGACUGUAACAUCAAAUAUAUUUUUCUGCAGAUUUUUUCUGUAUUCUGUUAUAAGAGGUGAUACACAAAUUGCUUGUACUGAUAUAUUUUUGCUUACAUUGAUAUAUAUCUAUCUUGUUAUAACUUAUAACUUAUUAUAUAUAAAAUCGAACUUUAUUAGAAUUUUUUAAUUAUGUUGUAGAAAUCAUCACGUGACAUUUAGUUUAAUUGGAAGGAUUAUUGAUUUCACAGAAUACCACUAAUUAAUUAAUUGUAAUCAGUUAAAAUAUUAGUAUUGGAUAUAUAUAUAGUAAUACUGAAAAUGUGAUAUAAGCUGAAUAUGAUAUAUCCUGUUAAUGUUAUGGUUUUGCAGUGAUUAGGAAAUAUGGGAACAUCGUUUUGUAUAGUACCUAUUACUUUAUAAUUAUUUAGAUCUAUUUAAACAUGCACAUGUGCAUUAUGAUUUUAAUUAAACUUUCCAUUUUACUGUACUUGCAGAAAGCUAAACAAAAGAGCAUCAUUUUUCUUGCUUUAUGCAUUAUAUGGUUUUAAGGGAUCUUUGAAUACUUGUAUUCAUUGCAUUAUUACGACUACGAAAAUGGACAAAAAAGAAUAAAUUAACGUAUAUAUUAGAAUAGUGUAUAUUUAGUAUUUCUAAAAGUGAAAUCAUUUUUAUAGAAGUUAUCAUAUAUAUAUAUAUAUAUAUAUAUGUACAUACAUAUAUAUAUAUACAUCAAAAAAUUCCAUUAAAACCAUCUAAAGUGGGCAAAACAUAUUUCUUAAAAUUCUUUUUUAUAAUCAAGCAAAAUAAACAUCAUACAUAUGCAUAUACAAGUUAAAGAACUAAAGAUUAAAGUACAUCUUUCUUUGGAUUGAUAAUGUAACAAAAAUAUAAUUAAUUUUUUUUAUCUUAUUAUAAUAAAAUAUAUUAAUAUAGUAUUAUAACAUAUAAUAUAAUAUUAUACUCCGUGUACUUAUAUUUUUUACAUGACAUUUUAAUAUGUAUGAUGAAUUCGCAUUUUUUAUAUAAGUACAUAUAAUAUGCUCAUAAUCGUAGAGCAAUAUAUCGAAUCUUGAUUAAAGAGAAAAAAGUGAUUUUUAUUUGCUUUUUUUUUCAAUCAAAAGAUAGGUGUAACUUGUACUAGUUCGAUAACGAAUCGGUGGUAUAUGAAAAAAAUCAUAUGUCUCUUUUGUAUAAUUUUUAUUCAGGAAAACAGUACGCCCCCUCAGGAAUAUUGCAGAGUCUAAAUAGUUCAGACGGAAUAGUAUCAGAUUUUGCAGAGAUGUGUAUUAUCUUUUUGUAUAGUUAUCAAGAAAAAACCAGAACGUCUUCAAUGUACAAAUAGAUAUAUAUAUAUAUACAAUCAUUUAUCUAACAUUGUUCGACGAUCACUGGUGAUAUUGUAAAAUGACGAAUGCAACUGAUGAUAAAAUCUAUAUAUUACAACUUUGUAAAUAUUACCUGUUUAAAUGUAAAAAUUUAAAGACCAAGAAAAUAUAAUUAUUCCUUUUUUCAUGCAGGA
Messenger RNA from Vespula vulgaris, 3855 nucleotides. RefSeq names its product E3 ubiquitin-protein ligase RNF13-like. Bases 858 to 2216 code for a protein of 452 amino acids. Gene Ontology annotation, cellular component: cytoplasm; nucleoplasm. The transcript is spliced from 8 exons. The record is from RefSeq and is a predicted model, not a curated record. Lineage: Eukaryota; Metazoa; Arthropoda; Insecta; Hymenoptera; Vespidae.